AUGAGUAAUUUAUUAAGAGUUGCAGUCUCUAAACAAAAGAGAAGAUAUCAAAAAAAUGGUUACGAUUUAGAUUUAGCAUAUAUUACUGAUAAUAUUGUUGCAAUGGGAUUUCCAAGUGAAAAAGUUGAAGGUGUUUUUAGAAAUCCAAUGAAAGAUGUACAAAGAUUUUUAGAUCAAUAUCAUAAAGAUCAUUUCAAAGUAUAUAAUUUAUGUUCAGAACGUGUUUAUGACCAUUCAAAGUUUUAUGGUCGUGUUGGAUAUUACCCAUUCGAUGAUCAUAAUGCACCACAAUUUGAAAUGAUCGAUGCAUUUUGUAGGGAUGUAGAUGCAUGGAUGAAGGAGGAUUCAAAGAACAUUGCAGUAAUUCAUUGUAAAGCAGGUAAAGGUCGUACAGGUCUUAUGAUUUGUUGUUGGUUAAUGUAUUGUGGUAUGUGGAAGAAUACAGAGGAUUCCUUAAGAUUUUAUGCAGCAUUACGUACAUACAAUCAAAAGGGUGUUACAAUUCCAUCUCAAAUUAGAUAUGUAGGUUACUUUGGCAGAUCCAUUAGAGAGUCAAUCAAAUAUGUACCACGUAAUGUCACUCUAAAGAAAAUUGUAUUAAGACCAUUACCAAAAGAAAUUAAUUUAUCAGAAGUUCAAUUCAAUAUAUCCGUUGGUAAGAAUUGUGUAUUCAAUAGUAAAGAACAUAAUAUGAACGUUGUAAUCUCAAAGAAAAAGAAAACAGUUGUAGAUAAAAAUAAAAAGGAUCCAAAGAAAAAAUUAACAAAAGAAAAUAGUGAAAAAAAUAUAGAUAGUCAACAACAACAACAAUCACAAUCAUCACUUUCACAAUCACAACAAGGACAAUCAUCACCAAAUAUGCAAUCAUUAAGUGCUAGUGGUACAAUUAGUAGUGGUAGUAAUGUUGGUACAGUUAAUGGUAAUACACUUCAUCAAUUAGGUGGAAGUCAAUUUAGUUUAAGUGAUUUAGCUGAUGGUAAUACAAUUGGUAAUGAUGAAUAUAUCUCCUUUGAGAUUGGAGCUUUGUCAUUGGCUGGUGAUAUUAGAAUCGAAUUUACAAACAAACAAGAUGAUCGUAUGUUUAUGUUUUGGGUAAACACUUCAUUCGUACAACAACUCGAAAUUAUUCCAAAGAGUGGUCUCGAUAAAGCACACAAAGAUAAGAACCAUAAAGCUUUCCCAGAGGAUUUCCAUGUCGAAUUAACAUUUGAUCAACUUGAUCAACAACAAUCCCAUACAACCGUUGUUGCUUCUGCUGAAGAACAAACAAACAAUCAACAUUAUCCACAAUCCUCAAAUAAUGUAGCAACAUCUUCCUCUCAUCACGAUAAUAUUACAGUUGUAGCAUCAGACGCACCACAAAAUAAUAAUAACAAUAAUAAUUUAAAUAGUAGUAAUAGUAAUAACGCCACAACUACCACCACCAAAAAUAAUAUAUCUUUAGCAUCAUCUCAAUCAAACCCUGUACAACAAGAAUCAAACCCAUCAACAACUACACAAGUAUCAGAAGAAAAUUCAGCUCCAAAGGUUGAAGCAGAAAAAAUUGAAAAUAGUAAUGCAAGCGCAAAUGACAGUGAAACUUCUUCAAAUAGCUCAAGUUAA
Molecule: messenger RNA, 1602 nt
Organism: Dictyostelium discoideum AX4
Lineage: Eukaryota; Evosea; Eumycetozoa; Dictyosteliales; Dictyosteliaceae
Gene: pten
Product: protein tyrosine phosphatase
Exons: 2
Coding region: 1-1602 (533 amino acids)
Source: RefSeq, a predicted model, not a curated record